Molecule: messenger RNA, 2484 nt
Organism: Syzygium oleosum
Lineage: Eukaryota; Viridiplantae; Streptophyta; Magnoliopsida; Myrtales; Myrtaceae
Product: cytochrome P450 94B3-like
Exons: 1
Coding region: 406-1938 (510 amino acids)
Molecular function (GO): monooxygenase activity; iron ion binding; oxidoreductase activity, acting on paired donors, with incorporation or reduction of molecular oxygen
Source: RefSeq, a predicted model, not a curated record
UUGUGUUUUCGAGAGAGUUUCUAGAUCUGCGGAGCCGUGGCCGUCGGAUUUUCUUUGAGUUUAGUAUGCGAAUCAAAGGGCGUCAUCGAGAUACUCGAUGAUUAAACAACCUGAACUCGUCGAACCGAAAUGUUCAGAUACCCGUGUUAUUAAAGAAAACAACAGCAACUCCGAAAAAACCCAUUAUUUGCCUUCAUCAACCACCAUCUCAUAAAGAAGGAACUAACCUUUCCCGCACCUAAUCUUUAGCAUGAACUUCACAUGUUAGAAUCCUAAAACAGUCUCCAAUCACAAUAAUACACAAGUACCGCUCGAUAUCGCCUAUCCUCCUAUCAAUACACUCUAUUACUUCCCAUAUCCAACUUUUUUGCUUCUUUCCCUGUGAGGCAAGGCAAGACACAAACCAUGAUCUUCACUUUCAUUGCAUCGCAGACUCUCACUACUGCCUUCUUCUUCACAGCCCUCUACUUCCUUCAUCUGCUCAAGGACAAGUUCUCUCAACAAGUCGUCAGCUUCUCUGGCCACGGCCCGCCGACCUACCCUGUCAUCGGGUGCUUGAUAUCCUUCUACAGGAACAGGCGCCGCCUUUUGGACUGGUACACCCAACUCCUGUCCCAAUCCCCGACCAACACCAUCGUCGUGUGGCGGCUCGGCGCCAGGCGCACCAUCGUGACGGCGAACCCAGAGAAUGUCCAGUACAUGCUCAGGACCAACUUCAAGAACUACCCAAAGGGCAGACCGUUUACUGAAAUAUUGGGAGAUUUUCUUGGGCAUGGCAUUUUCAAUGUGGAUGGAGAGCUAUGGCGAACUCAGCGCAAGCUUGUGAGCCAUGAAUUCAGCACCAACUCGCUGCGGGAGUACGUGAUGAACACGUUGCACGAGGAGGUCGAGAACCAGUUGUCGCCGGUCAUGCAGUCCGUAUUGACAGAAAACAAGGUCGUGGACUUGCAGGACCUGCUGAAGAGGCUUACAUUCGACAUGAUAUGCAAGGUCUCAUUGGGGACUGCUGAUCAGCACCGUUCGUUGGAUCCCACGUUUCCCAUUUCUCCGCUCGCCGAAGCUUUCGACGUGUCAUCGGAGAUUUGCGCUCGUCGUGGGGCCGCCACUCUGUCUCUCUCGUGGAAGAUGAAGAGGUUGAUCAGAGUUGGGUCAGAGCGGAGGCUGAAGGCAGCGGUUCGAGAAGUCCAGGGAUUUGUAUCCCGGGUGAUUAGGGACAAGAUCACGGAUAUGAAUCAAAUAGCAGCUUCUGGCAAUGACGAUCUUUUAUCUCGACUGAUCUUGGCUGGGCAUGAUGAGAGAACGAUAAGAGACCUUAUGAUAAGCUUCAUAAUGGCGGGAAGAGACACGACUUCAGCCGCCAUGACAUGGCUUUUCUGGAUGCUUUCUCGGCAUCCAAACAUAAAGCAAGACUUGGUGAGCGAAGUCGAACUUGUAGUGAAGAGAAGGAAAGACUUGGACUACGAAUCGCUCAAGGAAUUGAAGUUGUUGAAAGCGUGUCUCCUGGAGUCCAUGAGGCUUUACCCGCCUGUGGCUUGGGACUCCAAGCAUGCCGUUGAAGAUGAUGUUUUGCCCGACGGCACGAUCGUGAGAUCAGGAGAUAGGGUGACCUAUUUCCCGUAUGGGAUGGGGAGGAUGGAAGAGCUGUGGGGGAAGGACUGGUUCGAGUUCAGACCGAGCCGGUGGUUUCUCAAACCGGAGAAGGGGACCAGAGAAAUAAGGAAGAUGUGCCCGUACAAGUACCCAGUUUUUCAGGCGGGGCCAAGGGAUUGCAUAGGGAAGGAGAUGGCUUUUAUUCAGAUGAAGUACGUGGUAGCUUCGAUUCUGCGCCGGUUUGACAUUGAACCGGUGAAUCGAGGUUCCCCAGUUUUCGUGCCGUUCUUGACGGCCCACAUGGCUGGCGGCUUCCCGGUCAGGAUUCGCAGAAGAAACAUCUUGUAAGCACGACGGUAAUGAAUUCGUCGGAUUGAUCGGAGCAAACGGUACCGAUUUAAGAUCAUUGUGUCAAUGCUGCAACAUCACAUUAUUCCUUUUUUGGUCCCUCGUAACUCGUCUUUUUCGAGCGAUCUUAUUGUUAUUGCUGCGCAUACGCGAGGGUGGAGUCAUGUUACGUUAGUCACGCAGUUAAGGUUUGUGUUCGUGAGAUCGACCGACCUCAGCAUCAGGCAUACUGUAGAUGAUGUGUCUCAGGUGCUAAUUCAAGUAUGUGUCAUCCAGGGGUAGGCUAUGAUUCGUUGCCUAAAUAAAAGUACGUAUUCGUGCUCAAAGAUGUCGGAAGCCAAGUUGAAUUUUUCUAGAGAAGCUUAGAGGGCACAUGGGCAUUUCGGGAUGGAUAGGUUCACGUGGAGAAGUCUUUCCAAGCGAUAAGAAAGUGAACUGAGACGAGCACUUCUCUUUUUGUGUGGUAUUUUAUCACGGAUGUCCUGUCUAACUGUUGUAGGACCUCUUUCAUUUUUCAAAUCUUUCUUUCUUCCUUCCUUCCUAUUA